Leishmania braziliensis MHOM/BR/75/M2904 is the source of this 1353-nucleotide messenger RNA. RefSeq lists its product as hypothetical. Lineage: Eukaryota; Euglenozoa; Kinetoplastea; Trypanosomatida; Trypanosomatidae. The record is from RefSeq and is a predicted model, not a curated record. Bases 1 to 1353 code for a protein of 450 amino acids. The transcript has a single exon.
AUGGCAGUGAACGAAGCGCCUUACCUCACGAAUUGUGUGGUGCUGCUGCUGAUGUUGGCAGUCUUCGCCCUGUGCCUCUGCGCUGAUCGGCUGCAGUGCCAGAACAACGGGUGGAGUUCCAUGUGCAUCGGCAAGCUUGCGUACAGGUGCUCAAGUGAACCGUGUCGAUCAUAUGUUAGUACGCCGACCCGCAUCUCAAGGGAGAGUUCGUGUGUAGGCAAGGGAGACGCCGUUGUGCUGAUAGCGCUUGUCGAGGUAGGCCCAUCUGUCGUGUCGGAGAGAGGUAAGCGUAUUAGCGACUAUAUGGCUGAUGAGUUGCGUAGGCAGGUGGAUGCCGGCGAAUUUCAGCGUGCGGUGCGACAAACCCUUAUCGCGCGCCGCUUCAUACCAGGCAAGUCAGAAGACGAUGCGCGAAGGGGGCUUGUAGAGCUAUUCAGGGAGAAAGAAGCAUUGCAAGCGAUCUUGGAUAUUUCUCGAAACCAUACCCGCUACAUGGUGGUGAACGACGCUGUGCCACUGCCUACGGUUGAUGGAACGGACAACUUCCGCUACACCACCUGGUCGGAGGCGGUUAAUGCGGCACUCCCGGUGAGCAAGCUGGAUGAUGCGUCACAGCUGCCUCGCUACUUUCCAAACUUGUUUGGCAAGUUGGUGGAGUUGAGCGAUGAGCGCGCCGCCAGUACAGCGUCGUCUUCGUCAAAGAAAUGUGAUGCGCUGGUGGUCGUGGUGUGUACCAUUGCCCAUCCGCUGGCGAGCGUGCGCUGGGUGUGGCAGACUCCUUGGAAUGCUGGCACGGAGCUCUCAAUGGGGCAUGAGUAUGCACGAGGCGCCGUCACGCGCUACUUGAUGACAUGUAGGCAGUCUCUGAGGUAUGUGAACGAGGUGUACUACUUCCAAUACGUGUCACGGCUGCCUGCGUUGGCGUUCACAGCGGGGGCGCCGAACGACCGACGUGAAGAGCCCUUCAUUGCGGCCACCAAUGCAACGGCGGGGAGAGUGCCGGCCCCCAAUAACAGCUUCUCGUUUGCUGCAGAGUUCUGCAACGCUGUCAACGCGACCGCCCUGUCCAUGCCGCUGCGACCGUGCGGACAGACCUGCGAGAUCUACAGUCGAAUUGAGCCUGAUUUAAUUUCAGGUGAUUAUAAUCUCUUCCGAGCAUCGUUGAGGAAGUACAGCUCCUUCACUUCCACCUCGUCGACCUACAACUGUUACUACGAAGUGCUCUCCACGCUGGGCGGCACCGCGAUCAACGGCACGUUUGACACCAAAAUGGUGUCGCGCGUGUUUGACGACUGCCUGCAUUUCUCACCGGAAGGUGGUAGAGCUUACGCGAAGUGUUUGCUUCGUGGAUAG